Stegodyphus dumicola is the source of this 2480-nucleotide messenger RNA. RefSeq lists its product as uncharacterized. Gene Ontology annotation, cellular component: nucleus. The record is from RefSeq and is a predicted model, not a curated record. Gene Ontology annotation, molecular function: chromatin DNA binding. Gene Ontology annotation, biological process: regulation of transcription by RNA polymerase II. Lineage: Eukaryota; Metazoa; Arthropoda; Arachnida; Araneae; Eresidae.
UUCAUUAGAGUGUUGGGAGUUGAAGGGGCGAAAGCUAAUAGAUAGAAGGAUGGAUGAUGUCGGAUCUUCAACUUGCAGAACCACAUGGACGCAUUUCGUACUGUGAGGUGACUUAUUGAGUGUUGUGUUUAUAUGCUAAUAGGCAAACUGUUUUGGAAUUGGUUUUAACGCGGCUUUGUUUAAAGUUAAGGAUUGUUUCCCAAACUUGAAGAACUAACUUUAGAAGUUUUCUCUCCAUAAAACACCAAUAUGGGAGAUUUGGAAAUAUUAUCACCUGUUAGUCAGACGAUAUUACAGUGGGAUAAAGCGUGUCAUGAUGAGGUAAGAAAUUUCAUACUUUCAUAGCGGUAACAUUGUGGAGAUUCUAAAACGUGCUUCAUUUUAAACUCUGUAGACAACUUCGACUUGGCGAUGAGUAUGACUGGAAAUGGACAGGAAAACGGAGACGGUUAUAUGUCCGUGGAUCACACUUUCCACACGCCGAGUUUUGGCGAUGAAGAAUUUGACAUCCCGCCUAUUAGUUUACCACCAACUACGCCAAGCAGCGACACCAAUUCCAGUGACGUAUACGGCUCUACGCAGCCCUUAAGCCAUCAGGAGCAGCCAACACAGCAACAGCAAACACCCAACCCUAACCAGCAGCAGCAUCCACACCAACACAUAAUGUCUCCCCCUCCUCAGAUGUCUCCAAGUCCGUGUAGUCAACCAGGUGGUUUGGACAGGAUAGGGACAGUGAUGACAACCGUCUCCACUGCACCUUCUCCACCCACAAUGAUGACCUCUUUUUCUGGAUCUCCUCACCAUCAUCACCACCAGCACCAUCAAAACCCCCACGCACCUCCUUUGCAACAGCAUCAAUCACAGCAACAGCAGCAGCAACACCAAUACGGUAACCCUCAUCCCGGUGAUAUGUACAUGCUGCAGAUAGCGCCUGGCAGCAUGAUGCCACCGCAAUCAGUGCAGUUUCACGUACAACAAUAUGCAAUUCCUACCAGCUACUCCAAUGGACCAAUGCAGCAAUCGCACCUACACAUGGCCCACGCGCAGCAACAACAGCAGCUUCACCACCAAGUUCCUCACCAGCAACAACACCAUAACAUGGCCAUGCACCCUCAUCACCCGUCGGUGCAUCCCCAUCGCCAUCAACAACUGUUGCCUCCUUCUUCAAUGUUGGCAGUUCAGUUAGGCAUGCCAAGGCACCAGAGGCCGGGAUCGGUGGGAUCUUCGCCUCCAGGGUCCAAUCAUACGUCGCCUGGUCUAGAAACAAGUGAGGACAGUGAUGACAGUGGCCACUUGUCUCAGUUAAUGUGUGGCAUGAAACGCCCAUCUCCUGAACCAGUGGAAAGGCCACCUAGCGUCGGGAAACCAAUUAAAAAGCCUAAAGUGCAGAAGAAGAAAAAGAAGAGGGAUCCCAACGAACCUCAAAAGCCCGUUUCUGCAUAUGCUUUAUUUUUCCGAGACACUCAGGCCGCCAUCAAAGGUCAAAAUCCGAAUGCUAGUUUUGGGGAAGUCUCCAAAAUUGUUGCUUCCAUGUGGGACGGACUUGAUAUUGACCACAAGAAUGUGUAUAAGAAGAAAACAGAAGCAGCAAAGAAAGAGUAUCUAAAGGCUUUGGCAGCGUACAGAGCUAGCUUGGUAUCAAAAGCGGCCAAUGAUCAAUCGGAUAACAUUUAUGGAAGUGGAGCCCCGAAUGGUUCAACUCCCACAUCAAUGUCUCCACCAAUGACAUCAAUGCCAGGUCAAGCGUUGUCACCACUGCAAAAGAAAUCCCCUUUAUUGACUUCGCUGAUGGAAGGUACACCAGUAUCCAGCCUUCAAAACAUGACAAAUCCUCAACCACUGAUUAUGGGACAGAGUCCUAUGAAUGGGGGCCACCAUCCCCACAUGCUUCCUCAGCAUCUACCCCCUCAUUCUUCUGCUCCUCCCUCUCACCAAAUGCUUCACCAGAUGUUAUCACCUGGAGCUCAGCAGCAGCAACAGCAGCAGAUGAUGCAUAUGGGCUCACCUCCUCCCCCUCAUGUCAUGCAACAGCAUCAUAAUAUGCAGAUGGCAGCUCUAAACAACAACAACAAUAACAGUAUUCCUUACACUUCUAAUAUGUCCCCCCAGUUAUCUCAUCAGGGUCAGCAACAACAAGGUAUGAUGUGUGCAUCUCCCCUCCAGAAUAAUUGUGCUAGGGGAGAAACUGCCCAAGAAUGGGACAGGGACUAUUGUAGUAAUGACUGUGUAGUUUCACAUUGCAGAGACGUAUUUACGACAUGGGUUGCGUCGCGACCUCCACAGAACUCCUACGCAUCUGUGAAGUAAAGUAAAUAGAAGAUUGAAAAUAAAGUAGUUGUCAAGUUAAAAAACAAAGAAAAUCAGAGUUAAACAGCAUCGACUGCAUAUAUUUCCUGAACUUAUAAACGCACAGAUGCCAUGUAUUCAUAACAGCUAAUAUUAUAUUAACAAAUAUUGCUAUUAUAACCUCGAAAAAAAAG